Molecule: messenger RNA, 1746 nt
Organism: Colletotrichum graminicola M1.001
Lineage: Eukaryota; Fungi; Ascomycota; Sordariomycetes; Glomerellales; Glomerellaceae
Product: peptidase family M20/M25/M40
Exons: 1
Coding region: 1-1746 (581 amino acids)
Cellular component (GO): fungal-type vacuole lumen
Molecular function (GO): metallocarboxypeptidase activity
Source: RefSeq, a predicted model, not a curated record
AUGUCCGAGAAACUCCCCUUUGCCCACCCGGCGCCGGAGCACGCUCCCCCUGCCCCGCGCCGCGCACGCCGGAACGCGUGGUGGUCACUUCUCCCCGCCGCCCUCGUUUUGGCAUACCUCCACGCGCCGUCCUCCUUCGGCCUCGGUCACGGUUACCACCGUCAUGGCUCUUCGCCCGGCGCCGCGGCUGCGGGCUGCGGCCAGGUCAAUCCCCUCUUCCCGACCCAAAACUCGACCGGCCUCUCGAAGCUGGACUCGUACCUUGACAGCCCCAAGUUCCGUAACGAGACCGUCGCCCGCCUCGCCGGCGCCAUCCAGAUCCCCACCGAGUCUUUUGACAACUACGGCCUCGUGGGCGUCGACGACCGCUGGGACAAGCUCUUCGCCUUCGCCGACUACCUCAAAAAGACCUUCCCCAAGGUCCACGCCGCCCUCACGCUCGAGCGUGUCAACACCCACGGGCUUCUCUACACCUGGCAGGGUUCAGACGCCAACCUGAAGCCCACCGUGCUCAUGGCUCACCAGGACACCGUCCCCGUCGCGCCCACGACUAUCGACAGCUGGACACACCCACCGUUCAGCGGCGCCUACGACGGCACCUACGUCUGGGGCCGCGGCGCCAUGGACUGCAAGAACUCCCUCAUCGGCAUCCUCGAGUCCGUCGAGCUGCUCCUCGACGCCGGCUUCGCUCCCAAGCGCACCCUCGUGCUGUCCUUUGGUUUCGACGAAGAGAUCUCGGGUGAGCGCGGCGCCGGCCACCUCGCCUCCUUCCUGGUGGACCGCUACGGCAAGGACGGCGCCGCUGUCAUCGUCGACGAGGGCGCCGGCUUUGACAGCCAGUGGGGCAAGGACUUCGCCAUCCCCGGCACGGCCGAGAAGGGCUACAUCGACGUCGAGAUCGUCGUCCGCACCCCCGGUGGCCACAGCUCCAUCCCGCCUGCGCAUACGGGCAUUGGCAUCCUGUCGGACAUCAUCACGCACAUCGAGGCGAACCCCUACGAGCCCGAGCUGAUCCCCGGUAACCCGUACCUCGAGAAGCUGCAAUGUGGCGCCGCCUACGCGCCAGAGUUCCCCGACAGCCUGCGCAACCUGCUCCCCGCCGCCGGCGACAAGCAGGUGUGCAAGAAGAAGACGGACCGUCUGGCGAGGGAGGCCGCCAAGGCCGGGCCCCAGAUCAAGUACCUCUUCACGACCUCGCUGGCGACCGACAUCAUCGAGGGCGGCGUCAAGAUCAACGCGCUGCCCGAGCGGGUCCGUGCCGUGGUGAACCACCGCGUCAACGUCGGUGACAAGACGGCCAGCGUCAAGGAGAGGCUCGCCGAGAUCGUGCGCCCCAUCGCAGACAAGUACAACCUCACCCUGCACGCCUUUGGGGAGGACGGCAAGGCCGAGACGCCGUCCAGCAUCACUCUCAGCGGCAACGACAAGCUAUUGGAGCCCGCGCCCAUCACGCCAACCGAGGUCGACGGCGUCACCCCCUACGGCAUCCUCGCCGGCACCACGCGCGCGCUGUACGGAGAGGACCUCAUCGUCUCACCGGGCCUGAUGACGGGCAACACCGACACGCGGUACUACUGGGACCUGACCAAGCACAUCUUCCGCUUCUCGCCCGGCUACGACGCAGAGAGCGACGAGUGGUCGGGCAUCCACACGGUCGACGAGAGGACGAGCGUCAAGGGGCACAUCAACCUCGUCAAGUGGUACACCAUCUUCGUGAGAAACGUUGACGAGGCAGACUUCUCCUGA